UUCUAUUCUAUUCUAUUAUAUUCUAUUCUAUUCUAUUCUAACCUGUGGCCUGGUGUAGCGCUGUAUCCGCGGUGAAGUCCAAAUGCUUUGCGAAUCGGUUCGUAUGAAUCCUUAAAAAGAACCGGUUCAAAAGAACGACUCGCUUGCGAAUCGGACAUGACCACUCGUAAGAUCCCUGUUUUUAUACAGUCUAUGGUAAGAUCCCUGGCGCGCGGUGUCUGUCUGAAGUACCAGACCGAGUCCGUCGGCCCAAACCGUGCAGUAAAGCCUUGACACCGCGUUUCUCUCCCGUGCACCGGCUCUCUCACACAACCCCGUGCAAACCGUGUCUGAGAUGAGCAGCACACGGGCUUUAUACGCGACAGAAGAGUGUGCUGUCUACAAGCUGGAUCUGUGAGCGUGCAGUCAGGCAGAUGCUCCUGAUCUGUCACUGUCACUACUUCAGCACUAAGGCGCUGUCCACAAGCACCCAACCGAUGAAUGGACAUUCACUGAUCCAUAAACCUGCUGUCGUGUUAACAAUACAUGCUGUAUAGACGCUUUCAGAUGCAGUACGCUUUUUGUUUUUGUCUCUGUAGACUGAACCUGUCCACACAUAAAACAUUCUCCAAGAAAUCUCGAGGCUGGGCUGUUUUAUUGACGUUCAUACGGAGACAUGAGGAAGUGCAGCCCAUGGAUGUUUCUGCCUGUAAUGUUUUCUUUCUUCACAGCUGCUGGUCUCUGGGUUGUGUAUUUCAUUGCUGUGGAGGGUGAGAAAAUCACCCCACUCAGUGCAGAGUACAACAGGUCAGAAUCAAAAUCUCCUCCAUAUAUCAGCAUUGCAGGCAAUGCUCCACCUGCCAGCUGUGUGUUCAGUCAAGUCAUGAACAUGGCAGCCUUUGUAGGCUUCAUUCUGGGAGUGCUGCGAUAUCUGCAGCUGAAGCCGAGAGUACAUAAACCCUGGCUGAACAUCGGCAGUCUGGUGGCUUUGUCUCUUGCCUGCUUUGGUAUGACUUUAGUUGGGAAUUUCCAGCUGUCCAACGAUGAGGAGUUGCACAACAUCGGUACGUCCAUGACCUUUGGUCUAGGAACACUGUUCUGCUGGGUCCAGUCUUUCAUGACCCUAAAGGUCAACCUGAGGAAUGAAGGCAGGCGAGCAGGAAUCCCUCGCUUCCUGUUGUCCGGAGCUGUAACUUCCUGCAUGUUGCUUUACUUCGCUCUGAUGGCUCAGCGGCUGCACAUGCACGCGGCCCGCGCUCAGUGGGCGCUGGUCAUGUUCUUCCUGACGUACCUGGCCACGUUCGCCAUUGAGUUCCGGCACUACCAUUUCAAGAUCGUCUGCAGCGACGAGCAGGACCCUCCACUCAGCCUCUCUGAGGUCUCCGAGUACCAGUCUGACCAGCUCUAGUCUCACUCUUCACAGCUGUGGACCCUCGUACAUCUUCCAGUGUGCGCCAGUGACCAGCCCUGCACGUCAGCUGAAUGUGAUCUCUCUAGGAAGACCUUCGGACGAGUACGUCUACUGAACGUGUCUAUACUCUUUUGCAAAAGCAACAAAUUCAUGAAAUGCACAAGGAUUCACUGUGACGUGUUUCAUGUUUGUGUGUCAGAUGAGCGAAGCACAAGGACACUUCCAAGGAGAACAUCUGAAUACAGGAACAGUUUUUAGC
Messenger RNA from Cyprinus carpio (common carp), 1649 nucleotides. RefSeq names its product transmembrane protein 150C-like. Lineage: Eukaryota; Metazoa; Chordata; Actinopteri; Cypriniformes; Cyprinidae. The record is from RefSeq and is a predicted model, not a curated record. The coding region runs from base 656 to 1387 and encodes 243 amino acids. The transcript has 9 exons.